GGAAAAGGCGCUCGUCUCCCUAUCACGUGACCAGAAGCGGCGCUGCCUGUCCCACGGAAUGCAGCAGCGGCAGUAUGGCUUUACGGGCUUGUGGUCUGAUAAUAUUCCGGAGAUGCCAGGCUGGAGUCUCAGCUGCUGCCGGGGAUGGGAUCGAGUUCCUCCUCCUUCAGACUUCCUAUGGGGAGCACCACUGGACCCCCCCAAAAGGCCAUGUGGACCCUGGAGAGGAUGAUAUGAGCACAGCCCUGAGAGAGACUGAGGAAGAGGCCGGCUUGGACUCCAGCCACAUCAGCCUGGUGAAAGGGUUCUGCAAAGAAAUGAAUUACAAUGUCCGAAACAGGCCGAAAACGGUCAUCUACUGGCUGGCAGAGCUGAGGGACUACACCACUCCGGUGAGACUCUCCAAUGAGCACCAAGACUACCGCUGGCUCCCACUGGGAGAAGCCUGUAAAUACGCCGGGUACCAAGAUAUGAAGGACACCCUGAAUGAGGCACAUCAGUUCCUGCUAAACCAGAAAAAGGAACCCAGACAGCAGUAAAUGGCAGUGCCCAGUGUGAGAAUCAUGUUUACUUCCAACUGUCUGACUGCUCGUUGAUAACACACUGUCACUUGAUAGCGCCCAGCCCUUAGCUGUGACUCCAACUGACCCAAGCCGGCCAUGCACGUUCUGAUUUCAGGCUUCUUCCAAUGAAAGUUUGGAUAUCAAUUGUACGUUUAAAUGAAUGAUCUAAAACUAACAGUUAACUAAAACUAACUAAGUAUGUUGUGAACAUGAAAUAGUUGGCAGGCACCAAUUGUACGAAAAAUGCAUUGUAGGUCCCCCCCAAUGGUAUCGUCAGAUACACAAUACGCGUGCAGAUUUUAUCAUUAUCCGAUUGGAAUUUUCUAACCUGUCCUAUCGACUAAACGACCGUUUGCCGUGGUAAGAUGGCAGGACAAUAAUGUGUAGCCCACACACUGUCUAAAAGUCGUAGGAAGUGUAUCGGUGCGUGUAUUCCCAGCUUUAGAAUUGGGUCAGUUUCUUUUUGUCCACUAUAUAAUGAAAAACACUCUGAUGCAUCGCCAUCAGAGUGCUAGUAGUUGUCCAGAGUGCCAUACCCGUAUUCCUACUAAGAUGUAAUAACAUGGGGCUUUCAGAUAUAAUCAGAAAUGUAUCUUAGGUGUAAUAUUUUCUAUUUUUUAAAAAUACUUUUGUAAAUCCGCUCAUAACCUCAAUUGUACACCAUUUUAUCUGCCACUAAAUAAAUGUAAAUGGCUGGCAUAAUUCUGAAAAGUUUGUAUAGUCUUUGCACUGCUUGUUCUGACUACUUGAGCCAGUGUAUCAGACAUCAGAUAAUUCAUAUACCUAGAAGUGAACUGAUUUCUAAUACACUGAACAGAAAGGAAACCAGGGUAUUCUUUUUCAUUAACCAUUUUAUUGAGGUUUUAUGUGACAGAACAAACUACUGUACGACAUGCUUUUAAACAACAGUGAAAGAACAGAUAUGAUUUAAAUGGAGUCCAACUUAGAUCUUUAAAAACUGUGUAUUUCUAUAAAAAGUAGUAGCGGAACAUUAAAACUAGUACAGCAAGCAUGGGUGCUGUUUAUGGAGAGGGGGCAUUGAAUCAGCAAUGGGGGGAUGGUAAGAAAAUAGGGAACAGAGAAGAGGGGUGGUCUGGAAAAGCAUUGAAUAAGAGAGGUAUAGAGGAAAGAAGGGCAGGUUUAUUUACAAAGGCAGAGGUUUAUACAGAGAUUAUGCUAAGACCAAUGUUGAUAAAUAUUCAAGGAGUCCAUUUAAUGGUAAAUUUUGAAAAAAUGAGCCAGUGUCUGAAUGGAGGGUUCCUUAUACUCAUGGAUUUCAUUUAUUUUACAGAUCCAUUUCUUAGUUGUGUCUUGAGGUUUCUAGUGCAAUUGUAUUGGUAAUUGAGGUUCCACAGACUGAAGGAAGAAAAAGAGAGACCUGUUAAUGUGAGUCAGACAAAAAAUCAAGAUGUUCAAGAUGUAGGGAUUUUAGCGGAACUCACAAAAAUAUAUGCAACUUUGUAAUUUGGCCAUAUUGUCUUAAAGGAGAAGGAAAGGCUAAUAAAGAGUUAAUCUCAA
Xenopus tropicalis (tropical clawed frog) is the source of this 2081-nucleotide messenger RNA. RefSeq names its product nudix hydrolase 2 (gene nudt2). Gene Ontology annotation, molecular function: hydrolase activity; metal ion binding; bis(5'-nucleosyl)-tetraphosphatase (asymmetrical) activity. Lineage: Eukaryota; Metazoa; Chordata; Amphibia; Anura; Pipidae. The record is from RefSeq and is marked provisional.